Messenger RNA from Cladocopium goreaui, 2100 nucleotides. Lineage: Eukaryota; Dinophyceae; Suessiales; Symbiodiniaceae. The record is from the annotation of a GenBank genome assembly.
AUGCGAGUGGGAAUAGGUGUGUUAAUCACCUAUGGAAUCGCGACAACAAACUCCUUGGACCUGUGGUGGUCUCAGACGGCCGACAACCUGGAGCCAAAGGAAAAGGUCACCCAGACCACUGAUGGUUGGUGGCCGUCAUGGGAAUGGCUUGAAAAUGAAAAGGGUGAAGGGAGUCCAAAAAAGGGCAAAAUCCCAGAAACCCGCCAAGAAAGUUCCAAGUCUUGGGGCUGGUUUCAAAGCGCCACCUUCCUCGAGAUGGUGUGGGGGCUUGGUUGGUUCUACAAGAUUGGGAUCAAGGUCUUCCUUAGGUUGGCGGACAGUAGUCUGACCUACUGUGGGACCCUAUGUGCCUCGCUCGGAUUCGCUGCACGCUGGAUGUACUGGCUCGCUGUGGCUGUAGUGGGUGUGUUCCUACUGCAGCUGGGAUCCUCCGGCACUUCCUCGCUUUGUGGCGUUACCUUCGUGGUCAAGGCACUUGGCACGAUGUGGUCAGCCUCCAUGGGGUCGGAUCCUUUCGGCCAGAGUGGGUGGUACGUGCAACAACAGGUGAGGGCGAGGAGUGAAAACCGAGAGCCCUUGGACCUCCUCGUGUCAGACGGGGCCGCAGUGGCGAGGCUUCGCCACGGAGCCCUCAGAGGACGCACCAAUCGACACGGAUACUUGGCAGUUUGCACGGAAGUGCACUCGAGCUCGCAUCGCUACUGGCGCAAUCAGCUGGAGGUGGCCAGUUGCAGGGUCCACUUGUGCUCUGCGUCUCCUUGCACUGCUCCGGAAGUUGCAGACGUGCAUGCCCCACUGAGCGCAGUAGUAGCUAGGACCGUUGAAGUUGACCUUCGUGAAGCAGCAGGUAAAGGACCCAUGGCGCGUUGCUGGACGGUGACCACGUUUUGGAGCGGCCCAGGACCCCAAGCCCAACGACACUUGCACGUCGACUCAGAGACUGAAUCUGAAGGAGGAGAAGAUGAUUACCCUUGCCAGGCUGAUCAGAUAGCCCUUGCGGCUGUGGAUAAUCAAGCUCAGAGCGAGCCCCUCUGCCUCGGUCCUUGCAAGGACGCGGCUAGGAAAACUCCCAUCAAACUCCUACAACCCGACGAGGCUGUCAGUUGUAGAGAUGAGUUGAAGGAAGAUGAAGAAGGGUAUCACUUCUAUGCAUGUGACAGACAUCGCGACAAGUAUGUCGUGUCAAGAGCCCUGAGAGGGUGUGCCGUCGAAGGUUGCAACUCGGCGGCGCGGGUUAUGCACCGAAAUGUCAAGUUAUGCAAACUCCAUGCCGCAAAGGAAGAAAAGCGUCCGCCACACGUGCCAAGAGCCACUUUGAAUACUGGAAAGGAGAGCUUGGAAAGUGAGGAGCCGCCGCCGAACAAAUCGACCCAGGAGUCAACCGUGGCGGCCGCUGAGCCAGUCAAGGAUGGCAAAGCGAGCCAGGUCCUCGCUGACUACGUCAGAAGCCGAAGCCAAGGGGGGAGUGACUCAGAAGCGAGAGCUGCCUGCGCUUGGGCACUGCUAUCAGACCAGGAUCUGUCUAACGUCCUGAAGACCACAGCUCAGCAAUAUCUCACACGUCUGCCAGCCACGUUUCCGGCGACUAGUCGAAAGGCGCUCGAAGAUCUGGCAAGACCGGCACUUGUGGAUCCUGUUCUUCAACUUGAAGUUGAUUUCCAAGGAGACGCUGGCAGGCACCUUCCGAGUCUCUCAGCCCCGAACGUCGUCAGAGAGGAGGAGUCUGAGGGCAGGCCUGAGGCGCGUUUCGCGCCCGGGCCAGCCCCGGGAGGACCUCCUGCUACGCCCAGCUGGGACCAUACCCAUGGGACCUCGGGAGCAGCCGCUUUCUUUCGGCCGAGAAAGCCGGUGAGCGGAGCCGCACAGGGGGCUUUAGCGACACUCGCCGCGGCACCACCGACGUUCGAUGGAGCGUCCUCCCUGGCCAUUUCAGCUCGACCUUGGAGGGCCGGUGCUUUUACGGACCCAGAACCCAGACCGGUCGAUGAUGCGACCAAAGCUUUGCAGACCAUCGCCAAGGCAGUGUUGAGCAAAGAUGAGGCCGCGGGUCAGGAAAGGGGAAAGGUCAGCAGCAUCGGAAAGACAGAAGAACGCCUAUAG